GUCCCCUCUGACCGUCCUUCGCUCUGCAGCUGCUAGGCCGCGUGCGGAUCCGGUGGAGGAAAAACUCGACCUGUGUGGGCGCCCUGCGAGCAAACAAGCGAGCUGGGAGCCGAGGCCUGGAGGACCCCGCCCCGCCUCGUAACCGAGCCUGCAGCCGCGAUGCCCAAGGACUGGGACAAGGAUGCGUACCCGGAGCCUCCGCGCCGCACACCGGCGCCAGACCCAAUCACGUCGCUGCCCAACCCAGUCACCAUCCUGACGGACGCCUUUAACUUCGUCAUAGACCUGCCCGUCACCCGCUUCCGAGAAUUUAUCGAGGAGCAACAUGCAAAAAAUAAGACCUAUUACUAUCAUCGGCAAUACCGCCGAGUACCAGACAUAACCGAGUGCAAGCAAGGGGAUAUUCUGUGCAUAUUUGAAGCAGAAAUGCAGUGGAAAAGAGACUACAAAGUUGAUCAAGAAAUUGUUAAUAUUGUCCAGGAAAGACUGAAGGCCUGUCAGCAGAGAGAAGGAGAAAGCUAUCAACAGAACUGUUCGAAAGAGCUCAAACAGUUCUAUGAGGUUGCAAAAGCUUAUCAGGAUCGAUAUCAUGAACUUGGAGCCAAUUCAUCUGCUCGGAAAUGUCUUGCAAAGCAGAAGCACCGGAUGCUUGCUGAGCGGAAAGCUGCCAAGGAGGCUGCUGCCGCCUGACUUACCAAAAAAUUCAUCUCUAAUCAUCCCAAUAAAAGUCUUUGCAGUUCUA
Messenger RNA from Vombatus ursinus (common wombat), 742 nucleotides. RefSeq names its product NADH:ubiquinone oxidoreductase subunit B10 (gene NDUFB10). NCBI's taxonomy places the organism in Eukaryota, Metazoa, Chordata, Mammalia, Diprotodontia, Vombatidae. The record is from RefSeq and is a predicted model, not a curated record. Bases 160 to 690 code for a protein of 176 amino acids. The transcript is spliced from 4 exons.